Messenger RNA from Pichia membranifaciens NRRL Y-2026, 960 nucleotides. RefSeq lists its product as hypothetical. The coding region runs from base 1 to 960 and encodes 319 amino acids. Gene Ontology annotation, molecular function: protein binding. NCBI's taxonomy places the organism in Eukaryota, Fungi, Ascomycota, Pichiomycetes, Pichiales, Pichiaceae. The record is from RefSeq and is a predicted model, not a curated record. The transcript has a single exon.
AUGUACCUCACGCCAGAAAAGGAGCUCUACACAGUCAUCCAGCAGUACUACUCAGGCAAGUACGCUGAGAUCGUCGCCUUGGAUCUUGACACGGAAUUCGACUUCUCCAACGUCUUGUACGACAUCGAGGCCCACUUCUACAAGAUCCGCUCCCUGCUCCUUCUUGAAAACUACAAGGAGGCCGCCGAGUUCCUUGCUGCCCUCGAGAAGAGAGUCAUCUCCAACAACGAGAACAACCUCAUCGACACCAAAACAACCCAGGUCUUGCUCACCGACGUCAAGGUGCUCAAUUCCUUCAUCGAUUUCAAGAAGUUGAACUCCAUCGACAAUGAUCUUCUCGACUCCGUCGACGACUCCACCCCGUCCCUUGCGUUGGUUUACAAGGGCAUCAUCAAGUCCGACCAAAAAUUGUCCGCUUCCUCCCCAGACCUCGACUUGGAAUCCUACAUACAUUUGCUCUUCGCAAACUUCGCCUCAGGCAACAAAGAAAUCGACCCAAGCACAAUCAUCGGCUUGAAAAACCACUACUCAGACUCUCUCAUCUUGGCCUUUGCCAUCGCUUGGUUAGGCUUGUCCGCCCCAACUACACCAAACUCAGAUGACUCGUUAGCAAACCCUAAAAACUCAUACUACUUCUUUGACGAGCUAUCCUCAAGCGCAAACACGGACUCAGCGAAAAACGCAAUCAACCUCUUGGCCUGCCAUUUGAAGCUAGGUAACGUCCCAGAAGCUCUAGAGGUGAUUGAAAAACUGAAAACACUUCCUUCCGCUGACGCCUUGUCUUCCUGGAACUAUUCCUUGCUCAUCAACAAGAUCGCUCUAAGCUCUAUAACCUCCAACACUGUCGAGCGUGAAGAGUUAUUGGCGCAGAUAGAAAAAGACUACCCUGCAUCAUCCUAUGUUAGCGAUUUAAAGGAGAAAAAUGAGUUGUUCGACUCUAUCGUCUCCACCUACAACUAA